Messenger RNA from Syngnathus typhle (broad-nosed pipefish), 9550 nucleotides. RefSeq names its product laminin, alpha 1 (gene lama1). The record is from RefSeq and is a predicted model, not a curated record. Gene Ontology annotation, molecular function: extracellular matrix structural constituent. Bases 182 to 9478 code for a protein of 3098 amino acids. Gene Ontology annotation, cellular component: basement membrane. Lineage: Eukaryota; Metazoa; Chordata; Actinopteri; Syngnathiformes; Syngnathidae. Gene Ontology annotation, biological process: cell adhesion; axon guidance; blood vessel morphogenesis. The transcript is spliced from 64 exons.
GAUUUCUUGGACAAGCAAGUCAAAGCAACAUGCAUUCAACAAUGACAUGCAAGAGUCCGUCUUAAAUAUGCAAAGGUGAUGAAAUGCGGGUCGAGUGCAGAUUUGUUCGGAAAUGAAGAGCCGGCCCCUUUUCCCCCGAGGAGUGGUACGGUCCUCCCCUCCCCCCGCGGCAAGAGAAUGAAUGAAAUCACAUUGGGAUGCGGCCCAGAGCCCGCAGCAACACAUUCUUGAAGCGGGGCCGGCCGGCGUGCAUUCCACUCUGACUCCGACUCAAGUCGGCGUGACUUUCCCGAUGAACCUGCUCGUGUUGAUGCUGCUGAUGCAGCAAACGGCUUCCCAGCAGCGAGGUCUGUUCCCGGCCAUUUUGAACCUGGCCACCAAUGCCAAGAUCAGCAGCAACGCCACCUGUGGAGAGCCGCGAGCGGAGGUUUACUGCAAACUGGUGGAGCACGUGCCCGGGCGCUUGAUCAAGAACCCUCACUGCCCCAAGUGCGAUGGCAAUUCCCUUCUGCUCGGAGAACGCCAUCCCAUCACCAACGCCAUCGACGGAACCAACCGAUGGUGGCAGAGUCCGAGCAUCAAGAACGGGCGCCAAUUCCACUGGGUCACCAUCACGCUGGAUUUGAAACAGGUCUUCCAAGUGGCUUACAUCAUCAUCAAGGCAGCCAACUCUCCCCGACCGGGGAACUGGAUCCUGGAGCGCUCGGUGGAUGGCGUCACCUUCGAGCCGUGGCAGUUUUACGCCAUCAGCGACUCGGAGUGCUUGUCUCGUUACAACGUGGCACCCAGGCUUGGAGCGCCGACCUACAAAGGUGACACGGAGGUCAUCUGCACGUCCUACUACUCCAGGCUGGAGCCGUUGGAGCACGGAGAGAUCCACACGUCACUGAUCAACAGUCGACCCGGUGCGGAUGAUUUGACCUCGGAACUCUUGAACUUCACCUCGGCCCGUUUCAUCCGACUUCGCUUCCAGCGAAUCCGGACGCUCAACGCCGACUUGAUGACUCUGAGCGUGCACGACCCUCGAGACAUCGACCCCAUCGUAACGCGCCGAUAUUAUUACUCCAUCAAAGAUAUCUCAGUGGGGGGGAUGUGCAUCUGCUACGGACACGCCCGAAGCUGUCCUCUGGAUCCUGUGACCAAGAAACUACAGUGUGUGUGCGAACACAACACUUGCGGAGUGAGCUGCGACCACUGUUGCCCCGGAUACCACCAGCAACCAUGGCAACCGGGAACUAUCUCUGUGGGAAACACAUGUGAAAAGUGCAACUGUCACAACAAAGCAAGCGACUGCGUCUACAAUCAAACGGUCGCCGAUCUCGGCUUGAGCGUGGACAUGGGCGGAGUUCAUCGUGGAGGCGGAGCCUGCGUUGAGUGUCGGCAGAACACGGCCGGAGUCAACUGCGAGACCUGCGCCGAGCGUUACUACAGACCCGAACGGGUUUCUCCUUAUUCCGAGUGGCCGUGCCUGGAAUGUGAUUGUGACCCGCGAGGUGCGAGGUCUUCCAUCUGCACCAGAGACGGCGCCAGCGCGGGCCAGUGUGCAUGUAAGGAGGGGUUUGCGGGCCGGAGGUGUGACCGCUGUGCCUUUGGAUUCCGAGAUUUUCCCCUUUGCGCUCGCUGCGAGUGCAACCCGGCGGGCAGCGUGAACGGCGACCCGUGUGACGACGAUUGCGUUUGUAAAGCCAAUGUGGCGGGGCUCCACUGCGACUUGUGCAAAUCGGGAUUCUACAACCUGCAAGCUGCCAAUCCGCUGGGCUGCACCGACUGCUUUUGCUUCGGCGUGUCGGACGUCUGCGAAAGCUCCACUUGGACGGCCUCGCAGGUGGUUUCGGCGGGCGCUUGGCUCCACCCUUCCUCUUCUGUCCACACCAACCUGACUCACCAACUUCCCGCCUCCGGCGACCUCUCCUCCAGCCAUGGUCAAACACAAGAGCUGCGGUGGGAGGCGCCCGACAGUUUCCUCGGCAACAAGCUGUCGUCCUACGGCGGUCUCCUAAACUAUUCUGUCGCUUAUGGCGGCUCACUGGACAACAACUUUGUCCCGGCCAGCACCAACGUCAUCGUUCAGGGCAACGGGCGAGCGCUCCGGUUCUCGUCGCCUCGCGUCCUGGUCCUCUCGCCUUCGGCCAAGCGCUCCGUAGCCGUCCGCGUGCUCCCAAAUCAAUUUGUAGACCAGCAAUCGGGCGACCCGGUGAGCCGUGACGACCUGCUGUCCGUCUUGGCUGAGGUGACAUCGCUGAGGGUCAGAGUUCACCUCAACGCCUCUGCGGGCGGAGAUGUGCGCCUCGUCUCGGCGUCCCUCGAUGUGGCCGACUCUUGGUCUGUGUCUGGUGUCCGGGCGGUUGCCGUGGAAACGUGCGAAUGUCCGUGGGGCUACAGCGGAACUUCCUGUGAGUCGUGCCUCCCGGGCUUUUACAGGGUGGCUGGAGUUUUAUUCGGAGGGAACUGUAUGCCGUGCGAAUGCAAUGACCACGCCUCCGACUGCGAUGUCGCCGGCGUAUGUUUGGGCUGUCGCCAUCAUACGACGGGUCCCCACUGCGAUCAGUGCCUCCCCGGUUUCUACGGCGAUGCCACCGAGGGCACGGCGGAUGACUGUCGGCGUUGCGCGUGUCCCCUGACGGAGGCGUCCAACAGUUUCAGUCUGACGUGCUCUCUGGACGCUUUUGGACUGGUGAAGUGUGACCAGUGUCAGGAAGGCUACACCGGGAGCACGUGUCACAAGUGUUCCGACGGUUUCUACGGCAACCCGCAGGUAGUGGGCGGGUCCUGCGUACGUUGCCAAUGCAAUGGCAACGUGGACACCGAGGAGGCGGGCCAUUGUGACGCCGUCAACGGGGAGUGCCUCCGUUGCCACAACAACACGGGCGGGCGGCACUGUGAGAUCUGCGCCGAGGGUUUCUACGGCGACGCCGUGCACCGAAAGAAUUGCCGAGAGUGCGCCUGCCACGUCGUCGGAUCUUUGUCAAGCGUCUGCGAUGUCGCAUCGGGCCAAUGCCAAUGUCGAGACAAUGCGACGGGACGGGCGUGCGACCGUUGCCAGCCGGGCUUCUUUGCACCGCAGGAUGGCCAGGGCUGCCUGGCCUGCGGCUGUGACCCCAGGGGGUCUUUGGAGGACUCCUGUGACGCGGAUGGCCGCUGCCGAUGCGUGCUCGGUGUCGACGGAGAUAAGUGUGACCGCUGCAGCCGCGGUUACUUUGAUUUCCGUGCCAACGGCUGCAGAGCGUGCAAGUGCAAACACACGGGCGGGAACUGCCACCACCAAACUGGGGAGUGCAUCUGCCCUCCACACACAGAGGGCGACACCUGUGACACCUGCGAGGCGGGAUACUGGGGUCACCAUCCCAUUACGGGCUGCAAGCUUUGCAACUGCAGCCCAGAGGGAAGCUCCGCCUCUCAGUGCGAGCUGACCGUUGGCCAGUGUCUGUGCAGAGAGGGAUUCUCUGGCAGGUCAUGUGACCUGUGCGCUCCCGGUCACUACGGUUACCCAGCGUGCUUGCCGUGCGGCUGCGACCUGCUCGGAACCCAAGAGGACUCGUGCAAUCAGACGCUCGGCGUGUGCAACUGCCAACCCAGCGGCCAGUGUGUGUGCAAGGCGGCGGUUUCGGGGCAACGCUGCCACGAGUGCAUUUCGGGUUUCUUCGCGCUGUCGUCAGCAAAUCCGGACGGCUGCUCUCCGUGCUUCUGUUCUGGACUCAGUCGCGAAUGCCAGGAGCACGCCGGCCUCGCCAGAGCUCCUAUCACGUUGGCCGGCCUUCCUGCUCUGCCGCUGCCCUUGGUCAGCCAGUCAAACCUGGAGGGUGUCACGACUGGAGUCUACCAGCAGGGCGGUGACAUAGUGCUGGACAGCCGCCACUUGAACAAGAGCGGACUGAGCGCUCCUCUUUACUGGAAGCUGCCCCCCCAAUUUGAAGGCCAGCAGCUGCUGUCGUACGGCGGCGUGCUGUCCUAUGUCGUGACCUUCUAUGCGGAGGAGGUAAGAGGGCUGGCCGAUCAGGAGCCUCAAGUGCUGAUGAGGGGAGGAGCCUUGAGGAAGCUGCUCAUCUACACCGACAUACCCGCCCCUGACAGCGGCAUCAGGACCCAGCAUGACAUCCGGCUGACAGAGCACAAGUGGAGGUAUUUCAACUCGGUGUCCGACAAGGCGGUCAGUCACAGCGACUUCCUGUCGGUGCUCGGCGACUUGCAGUACAUUCUGGUCAAGGCUUCGUACGGGACGCGACUGCAACAGAGCAGGAUCUCAAACAUCACCAUGGAAACGGCACGGGAAGAACGAGAAGCCGGCGAGUCGGGCACUGGGUCGGGCGCGGCCAGACUGAUUGAGUCGUGUGUGUGUCCGCCAGGUUAUGCCGGAAUGUCCUGCCAGGAAUGCGCGCCGGGUUUCUUCCACCAGCCACUGUCAGAAUUGCCGCCACAGGCCCGCAAGUCUGCUUUUGUGCGACCAUGCGUGGCGUGUCGCUGCAACAACCAUAGCAGUAGCUGCGACACACACAGCGGCCACUGCCAGGAGUGCCAGCAUCACACCGAAGGGAGCAGCUGUGAGUCGUGCUCCCCGGGCUAUUACGGGAACGUCAGCGGCUCCGUCGACGACUGCUCACCGUGCGCUUGCCCCCGAGUGGACAACAGUUUCAGUACCACCUGUGUGUCCGAGGGAACGCUCGGAGACUUUCACUGCACUUCCUGUCUGACGGGAUAUGAGGGCCGCUACUGCGAGCGGUGCUCUCUGGGUUACUACGGCAACCCCUCAUUGCUGGGGGGGGCAUGCACCCCAUGCGGCUGUAGCACGUGGGGGUCCCUGCAUCCGCUGUGCGAGCCGCUGAGCGGCCUGUGCCGGUGCAAAGCCGGGUUCAAGGGUCCAACGUGCGAGCAAUGUGAUGAGCGACACGUCUUGGAGGGAAGCCAGUGCUUGCCCUGUGACGACGGCUGCGCCGGCGCUCUCCUGGACGACUUGGACCGAAUGCUCGCGCGAUGGCCGGCCAUCAACAUCAGCAGUGCCGCCGUGACGUCCUACCGCCAGCUGGCGGUGCUCGAUAAGCGCAUCAGAGACAUGCAGCUGUUGUUUUCAGAACGGACGUCUUUGGAGGUGCAGUUGUACGCAGUGGAAGAAGACUCCACGCAGCUGACCUCUGACCUCGACAUUUUGAUAAAGCAGGCCACGAGUGUGUCACGUGAGUGGGAGCAAGCAGGCGUGGCAGCCAACGACAGCUUGUCACUCGCGGGCCAAAUGAUGGAGAAGAUUGAGCGCUUUCAAAACCGGAUUGAAGCACUCGCCGGGGAGGCGGAGCAACUGAAUCGGGCCGCCCAGGAGGGGCUCGAAACGGCUAAUCAGACACGCCUCCUGGACCAGAUGGUCUCCGCGAUGGAAAGCAUGCGAGCUGUCAAUCUGAGCGCUGCCGCCAGCUCGGCACGUCUUGAGCUCAGUUUGUCAGAGUCUCUCCUGGAGUCGCUCCAACGCCACUUCCUUCCUGGCACAGGCAACAGGCUCCGCCUCCUCGUCGCCAGCCUCAGCGCUCAGGUGCAAAAGUUGCGAGAAGUGCAAACACGCCUGCAAGAUGCUGCAAAAGAUAACGAUCAAACGCACCUCGUGAUAAACGCCACAAACACUCUGCGUGCCCGCUAUCAGGCAGCCUACCAGAACGUCAGUUUUGCGCACAUGUGCGUGGAGGAUGGGAUGGAAGCCAGCCAGCUUCUGCUAAAUGACGUGGUCAACCUGAUGGAGGCGUUCGCCAACGUCACCGCCCAGGCAGACACACUGGGAGGCGAGCUGGAUCAAUGGCGUCCUCUGCUGAGGCAAAAAGUGGAGGAUCUCGUCGUGGGACUGAAGAGCACCGAUUCGCUGGAAAGAGUCUACCAAGCGGAGAGCCACGCCCAGCUGCUUGACAGCCACGUCCUCUCUUUACACAGUGCUCUGUCGUCGGUGUGGAACUCUUCUAAAAACAGCAGCCGAUUGGUGCUGCUGGAUGCCGAUGUCGCAAACGGCGUCGACAAGGCUCGGCGAGUUGCUUCGGACGCUUGGAAGUCCGCCGGCCUUGCUGUCAAUAUGACCGACCAAGCACAGCAAUUCCUGUCAGCGGAAGACGGGGUCGGCCUGAGCGGAAUUUUUGAUGUGCUCCGCGAGAGUCGAGUGAUCAACAAGACAGCCGAAGAUAUCGGUCUGAUGGUGUCCGGCGUGAUUGUGAGACAGCGGAUGCUGAGCAAAAGUUUGCACGACAACGGCGUCCUCCUCCGUCAGCCAAUCAGAGAGCUGCAGAGUCUCUUUAACGGGUCGCAGCUGCCCCAGGAGACCCGGUCGCAGGUUGCGCUUGCCCGCUCCAGCCUGCUGGAGGCGCUACAGCACCUCUACUCCCUCAAAGAGCAGCUGCAGGAUUCUUCUUCUGUGGUGGACAAAAGCAACCAGAGCGUGGCAGAGACCAAUCGGCUGAUGAUGCGCACACACACCACAGCCGAUGAGGCGCGGCGGAAACUGGAGGAGGCGGAGCAUCGCGUGCAGCAUUUGAGUGACAAAAUAAAGCCGCUGAGCGUGCUGGGAGAAAGUCUACGCAGGAACCUGUCAGACAUCCGAGUGCUCAUCGAGCAGGCCAGAAGACAAGCGGCGUCUAUUAAGGUGGCGGUGCAGGCAGAUGGCGACUGCGUCCGUUCCUACCGACCCCAAAGUCAAUCCAGCAACUUUAACACUUUGAUUCUGACCUUGAAGACCGAGAGUCCAAACAAUCUGCUCUUCUAUCUGGGCAGCGAGACAACGGUGGAGUUCCUCGCCGCGGAGAUGCACAAUGGCAAAGUUUCUCUGCUCUGGGACGUUGGCUCUGGCAGCACCAGGCUGGAAUAUCCGGGACUGGACAUCGCGAACAACAAAUGGACCAUCAUCAAUGCCACACGGCUGGGCUCUCGCGGGUUCCUGUCGGUGCAUCAGCUGGAGGCGGCGCCAUCGCAAACGGUGACGGCGGCGUCGCCUGGACGAGCCCGGAUUCUCCACAUUGACAACGCCACGGUGGUCCAUAUCGGAGGGCUGGCGAACGGCACUCGGAGGCCGGCCGCGUUGCAGUGGACUACCUUUAGGGGCUGCGUGGGCGAAGCGUCGCUGGACGAGAAAAACGUCGGCCUGUGGAACUACAUUGGGCAACAAGGACGAUGUGGAGGCUGCUUCAGCAGCCCGCAGGCGGAAGAGACGGCUUUCCACUUUGACGGGUCCGGAUUCUCCUUGGUCCAAAAGUCUCUGCGAGCCACAUCCACAUCCAUCGUCUUAUUGUUCAAAACACUGUCGCCAGGCGGAUUGCUCUUGUACCUGGCCUCCAACAACACAAGGGACUUCCUGUCCAUUGAGCUGGUGGAGGGCUGCGUCCGUCUGACCUUUGACCUCGGGUCUGGUCCUCUGGUCCUAACCUCCAGUAGGAAGUACAACACCGGCGUGUGGUACAAGGUCACGCUGCAAAGAAACCGGCGCAAAGGUUACAUGUCAAUCAUGGCAGCUGACCAAUCAUCAGAGAAAGAAGUGUUGGAGGCGGAGUCACCGGGAACUGCGUCCGAUCUCAACCGUUCUGACCACGACCCCAUCUACAUCGGUGGACUUCCCGCUUCCCGACCAAUCAGGCGACAGGUGGUCUCCAGAUCCUACGUCGGCUGCAUCAAAAACGUCGAGAUUGCAAGGUUGAACUUUGACCUGCUGAGAGAUGCCUAUGGAGUCAGGAAAGGCUGCAUUCUUGAGGCCGUGCGGAGUGUGUCCAUGUUGAGCGCGGGCUUCAUUCAGAUUGCUCCACGUCCGCUCGCUCAGGAGGCGGAGUUUCUCUUCUCCUUCAAAUCGAACAACCAAUCGGGAAUCCUGUUGGCCGCCUUCACCGAUGACCUCUCCCAGCGACGGCACUUCCUGUGUGUCUACCUGCUCCGUGGGUCUUUGGAGGCGGAGCUCGGGGAGAUAGGUGCGAGUCAGCGAGUGGCAGUCACAGCGGCCAAAGGCGGAUCCCUCAUCGACGGGUCAAAACACUCGGUCAUUGUUAACGUUAAUAGGAAGUCUCUUUCCAUCCAAGUCGAUGAGGGCCACGUCAAAUCGGCCUCACUGUUGCCGGGCGGGCUCUCCGGGGUCGCCACGGCCUCUUUUUUCAUUGGAGGACUUCCUUCGGGGGAUGAGUCGCAGUUGCCAAUCAGAUUACAGAAGCUAUCCAAGAUGUUCAGAGGCUGCAUACAGCACCUGGUGCUCGGCACCCAGUUCAUCGACCUGUCGUCGGCUGUCAGGUACAAGGGCGCGGCGCUCGACAGUUGCCUCCUGGAGGAGAAAACCAGCGGGGCGGUGCUUCCAGAAGAGGAGGAUGUCGAAGCUACUCUGAAGCCUUCCCACCUGUCAGCCGCUGUCCCGCCUGCCCAGCCGACGCCUUUGCACCUCACGUGUACGCCCGAGUCCGACUUGCGAUUCCUGCCCACGGCAGCUCACUUUGGUUCAUCGCCGCGGAGUCACAUGGCUUUUACCAUCCGGCCAGUCGCUGUCCGCAAACGCGUGUCCGUGCGCCUGUCGCUUCGAACUCGAGCUCAAAAUGGUUUACUGCUCCUCCUGACCGACGACAACCAGCUGAACUUUGCCGUCCUGCGGCUGGCAACCGGGCGGGCGCUGAUAUUGGCGAACCUCGGGAAGGGCGUCGCCACCGUCGCCUCCUCCGUUGCGGUGAAUGACGGAAAGUGGCACACGAUCACCGCCGACGUCAGUCGGCGCCAGCUUUCGGUCUCCGUGGACGGCUCGGCUGCCGACUCGACAACGCUCAGAGGGAGCCAGCUGAAUGUCCACGGCAGACUGUACCUGGGCGGACUACCACCCGCGCACAUCACCCCAAGAAUAAAUGUGACAAGCCUCCGAGGUUGUCUUCACUCUGUGACUGUGAACGGCGUCACGCUGGAUCUCUCUCAACCGGCCUCACAACAUGACAUCACUUCCUGUUUCACUGAGGAGGAGGCGGGAAGUUACUUCAACGGCAGCGGCUACGCUGUGCUGAUGCGGGACGGAUAUAAGGUGGGCUCUGACAUGUCGGUGUCUCUGGAGUUUCGUACCAGCCAAUCGGAAGGCGUCUUGCUUGGUAUCAGCAGCGCCAAGGUUGACGCCAUUGGACUGGAGAUGAUCAAAGGACAGGUGGUGUUUAACGUGAAUAACGGGGCGGGCAGAGUACGGGUCGCCUCUGGCGGCCCCGCGCUGUGUGACGGACAUUGGCACCGCCUGCUGGCCAGGAAGACCAAACACAGCCUGAGCCUGAGUGUUGACGGGCGCGACAAUUCCGUCAACAACCCCUACCCACAAUCCACCUCUGCAGAGACCAAUAAUCCCGUGUUCGUGGGCGGGUACCCAGACGGAAUGAAACAGAAUUGCCUGUCCGUCAAGACGGGCUUCAGAGGUUGUCUGAAGAACGUUCAUCUCAUAAAGUCGCACGUCAGCAGCCCUCUAGACAUGAGCCAGGCCCACUUCUCGUUGGGGGUCACCCCAGGCUCGUGUCCUGCCGCCUAGCUGCACUUCAAAUGGUCACGGUUUGUUUUUCCUUUGGCAAAUAAAGAUCUGCAAAAAUCUGCUAUCGCUUUA